Molecule: messenger RNA, 685 nt
Organism: Hibiscus syriacus
Lineage: Eukaryota; Viridiplantae; Streptophyta; Magnoliopsida; Malvales; Malvaceae
Exons: 1
Coding region: 82-399 (105 amino acids)
Source: RefSeq, a predicted model, not a curated record
CCCUCUAAGUAAGCAAGCAACUGACCAAAUAAACCCCAAAUUCCUCCCUUCGUCUUUCAAGGCUAAGCAAUCACCCCCGCGAUGGCCCUGACCAGCAUGCUCCGCCGCCGACUCUUCUUCCGGACCUUCUCUUCGCACGAAGGACCAAGCCGGUGGAAGACGCCCGGUCACCAGGACCGCCCCAAUGGUUACCUCUUCAACAGGAUCCCACCACCUCCGGGCCAAUCCCGUAAAUGGGAAGAUUGGGAGCUUCCUUGCUACGUCACGAGCUUCCUCACCAUCGUCAUACUUGGUGUCGGACUCAAUGCCAAGCCCGAUCUCACUAUCGAGACUUGGGCUCAUCAGAAAGCCCUCGAAAAACUCGCCGCCGAGUCGUCCUCUUCUUCUUCGUCUGACUGAGAUAUUUUGCGGGCGAACUUCAAUCGAGAUCUGUUGGGUACGGAUCUCUGCGAACUCUUCGUUUCUGUUGAUAGAAUGUGUAGUCUAAUAAAAAAUGGGGUUAAUUCAAUGUUUGAACGGUUUGUAGUUGCUGAAUUUUUAUGAUCUUUUAAUUGGAUUUACGUUUUUGAUGCUGACGAAGUCAUUGCGUUAUUUGGGAUCACAAUCUAAUAUUUUCUAUUCGAGUUUCCAUGGAUGUUCAAAAGAAUUCAAAAAUAAAAUUGGGGUUAUUGGCCUCGUAUUGAUA